CAGAUGAUCUAAUUCUAAGCCAGUUUUCAUCUGCAAGCAUGCCAGAAGAAGAGGAGGAAGAGGAAGAAAACUAUGAGUCUCUUCCACAGAUAUCUAUAACAGAUGCUUUGGAGAGUCUAUAUAAACUCCGGCUUUUCGAGGAGCAGCAGGUGGAUGGAAAUAAGGCCUUAAUCCAGCAACUUCUCUUCCAUGAGAGGACCCUUUUGAGAAAGAAGGUUAGCAGACAGCAGCAGAGUGAUAUACGAGACUUCUUUUGUAAUUAG
Molecule: messenger RNA, 263 nt
Organism: Aspergillus glaucus CBS 516.65
Lineage: Eukaryota; Fungi; Ascomycota; Eurotiomycetes; Eurotiales; Aspergillaceae
Exons: 1
Coding region: 39-263 (74 amino acids)
Source: RefSeq, a predicted model, not a curated record